AACUGGUGGGUGACCUGUGACGCGAAACUAGCUCUCUUAUUGGAGCGCUUGGAGUCGGGAGAGUGAAAGAGAGAGAGAGAGAGAGGAGAGAGGGGGGUUCAUUUGUUGCCAUAGUGAAAAAGUAGAUUAACCACCGCCAGCAUGAUGCUCUGAUGGACGUGUGAGGGAUGCUGUGUUUCUCCAAAUCGCUCCACCUGUCCUGCACGCAAAGGUGGCACAAGGGCAGCGAUCGCAUCAGCGGCACGGAUGGUCCCUCUGUGAAAUAAGAAGCAGAGAAAGACAUCAUUCCCAAAUAUCAUAAAGAAAUUGGAAUUACUCUUACAAUGGCCUGGAGAAGGCUUCUGGAAACAAGAAGUCACCUGAGACACUAACCUGAAGAGCUGCUUCUGCCCUGCUACCGUCCAGGACCAUGUUUUGGUGGCUGCUUCUCCUGUCCGCUUGGGUCUGCCCUGAUCCAACAUGUGCUGCUCAGUCCAAUGAGCGGCGCGUUGUAGCCCACAUUCCUGGCGACAUUAUCAUUGGAGCGCUGUUCUCGGUGCAUCACCAGCCUCCGGCGGACAAGGUGCAUGAGCGCAAAUGUGGUGCGGUGCGAGAGCAGUACGGCAUCCAGCGGGUGGAGGCCAUGAUGCACACGCUCGAUCGCAUCAAUGCAGACCCCAACAUCCUCCCCAACAUCUCUUUGGGUUGUGAGAUCCGGGACUCCUGCUGGCACUCGGCGGUAGCUCUGGAGCAGAGCAUCGAAUUCAUCCGGGAUUCGCUGGUCUCCUCGGACGAAGCGGAGGAGUGGGGUGGAGGAGGAGCAUGGGGCGGUGGCGGUGGGGGAGGUGGUGGCGCAACCAUGAAGUGUUCUGACCCGUCUGCAACUCCGAUGCGAGGAAAGAAACCCAUCGUGGGUCUAAUUGGGCCGGGAUCAAGUUCUGUGGCCAUCCAGGUCCAGAACCUUCUGCAGCUGUUCAACAUACCACAGAUUGCCUACUCUGCCACCAGUAUGGACCUCAGUGACAAGAGCCUUUACAAGUAUUUCAUGCGGGUGGUGCCUUCAGAUGCGCAACAAGCGAGAGCAAUGGUUGACAUUGUGAAGAGGUACAACUGGAGCUACGUGUCUGCCAUACACACCGAAGGCAACUAUGGCGAAAGUGGGAUGGAGGCAUUCAAAGAUAUGGCAGCCAAGGAGGGAAUCUGCAUUGCACACUCGGGCAAAAUCUGGAGCAACGCUGGAGAACAGAGCUUCGACAGACUGCUGGAGAGACUCAGGGCUCAUCUGCCCAAAGCCAGAGUGGUGGCCUGUUUCUGCGAGGGCAUGACUGUUCGAAAUAUACUGAUGGCAAUGAGGCGGCAGGGACUUGUUGGGGAGUUCCUUCUCAUCGGCAGUGAUGGCUGGGCGGACCGCUACGACGUGACGGACGGCUACGUGAGAGAAGCCGCCGGAGGCAUAACCAUCAAACUCCAGUCAGCUGAUGUCAAGUGGUUCGAUGACUACUACCUUAAACUUCGUCCCGAGAACAACCACAGGAACCCCUGGUUCACCGAGUUCUGGCAGCAUCGCUUCCACUGCCGUUUAAAGGGAUACCCGCAAGAGAGCAACAAGUACAAUCGCACCUGUGGCAAGAGAGAGUCUCUUCGACAGCAGUAUGCACAGGACACUAAGAUGGGCUUUGUCAUCAAUGCUAUCUACUCAAUGGCAUAUGGGCUCCACAACAUGCAGCGCUCGCUGUGCCCUGGCUAUCAGGGUCUGUGUGAUGCCAUGAGACCUAUAGAUGGCGCUACUCUGCUGGACUUCUUAAUGAAAACCAACUUUACUGGAGUCUCAGGAGAGGGAAUCCUGUUUGAUGAGAACGGAGACUCACCGGGAAGGUAUGAGAUCAUGAAUUUCAAGAAGAUGGGAAAGGACUACUAUGACUACAUUAACGUUGGCAGCUGGGACAACAGUGGCCUGAAGAUCGACGAUGAUGAAAUCUGGCCCAACAAAGAGGCUUUUAUCAAAUCUGUUUGCAGUGAACCAUGUGACAAAGGACAGAUCAAGGUGAUCCGGAAAGGCGAGGUGAGCUGCUGCUGGACGUGCACUCCAUGUAAAGAGAACGAGUUUGUGUUCGACGAGUACACCUGUCGCGCCUGCGAGUUGGGUUCCUGGCCAACUGAUGACCUCACAGGCUGUGAUCCAAUCCCAGUGGAGUAUUUGCGGUGGGGCGAUCCAGAGCCCAUUGCUGCUGUGGUUUUUGCCUGUCUCGGCUUAAUGGCUACAUUUUUUGUCACAGCGGUUUUCAUCAGGUUCCGGGACACUCCUGUGGUGAAGUCCUCCAGUAGGGAGCUCUGCUACAUUAUACUGGCAGGCAUCUGUCUCGGGUACUUGUGCACGUUCAGCCUGAUCGCCAAACCUCACGUCAUCCACUGCUACCUUCAACGGCUGGGGAUUGGUCUGUCGCCUGCCAUGAGCUACUCAGCGCUUGUCACCAAAACCAAUCGUAUCGCUCGGAUCCUGGCUGGCAGCAAGAAGAAGAUCUGCACCAAGAAACCUCGAUUCAUGUCAGCCUGCGCUCAACUCAUCAUUGCCUUCCUGCUCAUCCUGUUGCAGCUGGGAAUCAUCGUGGCUUUGUUUCUCAUGGAGGCCCCUGCGGUGAUCAAUGACUACCCCAGCAUCCGCCAGGUCAACCUCAUCUGCAACACCACUAACCUGGGCGUGGUCGCUCCCCUGGGGUACAACGGCCUGCUCAUUCUGAGCUGCACCUUUUAUGCCUUCAAGACUCGCAACGUUCCUGCUAAUUUCAAUGAGGCAAAGUACAUUGCCUUCACGAUGUACACCACCUGCAUCAUCUGGCUGGCCUUCGUCCCAAUCUACUUUGGCUCCAACUACAAAAUCAUCACCAUGUGCUUCAGUGUCAGCCUCAGCGCCACUGUGGCGCUCUGCUGCAUGUUCGUACCCAAGGUCUACAUUAUUUUGGCCAAACCUGAGCGCAACGUGCGAAGUGCCUUCACCACGAGCACAGUGGUGCGCAUGCAUGUCGGUGACGGCAAAUCUUCCUCCGCUGCCAGCCGCUCCUCCAGUCUGGUAAACCUGUGGAAGCGUAGAGGCUCAACUGGAGAGACCCUCAGCUCAAAUGGGAAGUCGGUGUCCUGGGCCCAGACGGAGCGCACAGGCUCUCGGGGGAGUCACCUGUGGCAGAGGCUCUCCUUCCACAUCAAGAAGAAGGAGAACAACCAGACGGCUGUCAUCAAGCCCUUCUCCAAAACCUCAGAGGAACGCUACAGCGGGGGAUCGGACCUCCCCCCGCACAUGCCUCUGCCCUCUCUGCCCUCCAUGUCCUCUCUGCCCUCUCACGCUGACGGCGGCGCUGACAAGACCCUGUAUGACCUCUCUGAGGCGGAGGAGCAGUACUCCAUCACGUACAGGCCUCAGACGCCCUCCCCUAUCAACACGGUGAGUCAGAGGCUUGGAGCGGGGUUCGUGGAGGAGUCCCAGAUGAGCGGAGCCCCCAAGUAUCCCAGCAGCACUUGCAGCGGCGGGAGCGGCAGCAGCGGAGGACCCACCAGCAGCAGCUCGGGCGUGACGGCGAUCGACGGUCGCUUGAUCGUGGUGGACGAACACGCCAGUGGGCCUCAGAGCUCACUCAUGGACCAGAUCAGCUGUGUGGUGAACCGCUUCACUGCCAACAUCACUGAGCUCAACAGCAUGAUGCUCCUCAACUCUCCCUCACACAAGCACGCCUCUCCUUCUCAGCACCCGACUGACCCCUAUCUGUUACCACGCGAACUGCAGGGCCACCAGACCCUCACCACUUACGCCGACGUCCAGCCUCACAGCGUCGCUGAGUCAAGUUUAGGCGCUCGGGGUGGCUGUCCCAUUCACUCCUUCCCGCCUCACCAGUCUCCAUACCCCCUGCCCCCGCCUCACCCGCAGUCAUCCACGUCCCUCUCCCCAAUGAGAGGAGGCCAGGUCACCUGUCUGGACUCUCCACUGAGGCGGGUGGAGAUGGAGGAAGAGCUGAUUGCUCUGACGCCCCCGUCACCCUUCCGUGACUCUUUGGCAUCCGGCAGCAGUUCCCCCGUCUCCGAGACAGAACUGUGUCUUCCGCCGGUGCCCUCCCACCCUCCCCCGUCCCCUCCUUCACCGAGGUACAGCAGACUGAUUCUCAGAAACUACAGCCAGAGCUCAUCCUCACUGUGAGGCAGCGGUGCCGAGUUAAGAGCGGGAACGCUCCAAAACGUCACACGUCCCUACGAGAAGAGGCGACGGAAACAAUAGGAUCCAGAGUCAAAAACGGAGGAAGUUUGUGAAGACACCAAACAGCAACAGGAAGCUGUCAUUGUGUUUACAUGUCUGCGGUGGAGGCCUUGCUCACGUCGUAAUGUCAUAGUUUCGCCCUCUACAGGUAAGAAGAGAGAGCUGCAAAAAUGGCCACCACGCCUGUCGUGAAGCCAGGAACUGCCGUUGAACUCUUUUAGAUGGUUAGUGGCCUUAACAUAACAUGGCUGUCAACUAAUUAGAGAUUGUAGGCACGUGCUGUGUGUGCUUGAGAGAGUGUGUGCACUGGAGUGCGUUGUUGCUGUCGGUGCAGAGCAGUAAAGCCAAUGAAGUGGUGGAAUUGGAGCAGCUCUGAAGAACUGAACGUUUCCCGCUCAUAGCCACAAAACACACACACACACACACACCAAUAUAUAUAUAUAUACAUAUAUAUAUAUAUAUAUAUGUGUAAAAGGGAAAAACUGUGUAUAUAAAGAGGGGAGUUUUUCUCCUCGGUAAAACUCUUCUGACAACGGUGCAGUUUGUCAACAAAGCAGAGAGAAGAAAGCCGUCUCUGUGUUUGCUUUCCUCUCGCUUGUUUUUAGCCCUUUCAUUUUCUACUCUUCCAUGAUGUUUUGGUUUUAAAUAGGGUUGAAUGUAUACAUAUAUAUAUUUUGCUUAUGGAAGCGUUUGGGACCAAACCACGAUACCUCUCUAUUUAUGACUUGGGAAUGAGGGAAAGUAGAUUCUAGUACAGUUCCUUCAGUUCGCCACAGUCUAAAGCAAGACCAGGUUUCUUUCGAUCCAUCCAGAGGCUACACGCUCGACCUCUUAGGGUGCUUUCACACAGACUCACCAUUUUGCUGAUGGAUUUAAUGCAGACGUGAAACUGACCUUUUAAAUGUAAACCGACUACCGACAUGAACGUCACAUUAACACUAGAUUCAUGUCAGGCAUAGUAGCAUCUGACGUGCUUUUGUCGUGUUCCUCUGUCAAGGGUCAAUUUGGAUGGCCGGGUGUGUGCUCCCCCAAAACCGUCUGAAACAGACUUUGAAUAAGAUUUUCAAUGAAACAUUGUUAUGAGAAUUAUAACCUAGCAUGAGUGGUGUGAGGGCGUGGCCAGCUAGCCUAGCGUUUGUUGCUAUUUUUAGCACACACCUUGCUGAUUUACUUCAGUACAUUGGACACAUUUGUUUAUCUGAGCAAAACAAACCAAUAUGAAUUUUUGAAUAUAGCAUUUGCAACACAAUCACAAAGAUUAGUGCCUUCUUAAAUAUGUUUAAAUAAUAACAGUAACAGAUCAAAUUUGUUUCAAAACAAUAUACAUUUUUGGUCCAUGUUUGUGUGAAAGCGCCCAAAAGAGGACACAAGAAUUAAGACAGUAUUUGAAAGUUUUAUUAAUAUUAUUAUUAUUUUUUUUUUUUUUUAAGAAAAAACUCUUCAUCAUCUCAUCUGUCCGGCGCUUUGCUGAUAGUCAAAAUCCUCCCCACUUGUAUGGCGUUCCUGCUCAACGGUAGCCAGCAAGACCAAUCUCUGAGUGAUUCUGUAAAUAACAAGGGCAUGCAACAAUGUUCUGUUUUGUUUCCGAAGAAAAUUAUUUAUUUACAUAUCAACAAAGAAAAAAAACAAGUUUUGAAUUAUAUCAACUGUACAAGUAUGUACUUUAGAACUGUGUAACUAUGAAUGUGUGAGUGAAUAUUCCAAUUCAAAUGUAAUGUAAUUCAACAAUGUAAUAAUAUAAAUUGUGCCAAAUGGGUCGGGGAGGGACUAGCUGACUAGUUUGUGGGUUAUUAUGUGGUUUCAUAUAAAGAGUUGAUAUGAAGAAUAGAACUGUUUUUAUUGCUUUUGAAUAUUUUCUAUAUGGUUGAUCCACUUUUACCAUUGUGAAAGCAAUACUAUGGUGCACAUCUGAGCGUUUUCUAAACUCUUUCAUCGUCUGGAGGACAACUCAGUACCGUGGCCGAGAUGACGUCUAUGUUUGUAUUGAUAUCUAUUUUAAAAAAAAAGUGGUCCUUUCUAGUCCAAAUUACUGAUAUUAACUGUGCUGUGUGAUAGACAACAUGACAUGUGCCAAUGAUUUCCUUAAGUGGUUAUUUAGACUGGGACUCUGGUGUAGUUUUUUUUGUCAUACUGUAGGUGGAACAGAAACCAGGAGAACUCCAUGUCCAAAGUCAGACGUGCUUGUUCUUCAGUCGACAACACUUGUGCCAGGAUGGAGGAGCGACUAGGUAGGAUGUGGGUAAUCGGGUUUUAGGCUUGGUUUUUAAUUUGCCGAGGGAGAAACGCUGGAGCUGCUUCAGCACUUCAGCGGCGUGUUAUCAGCCCCCCGUGGGUGCGUCUCGACAGUUGCGCUUGCCUCUGCAGAAAGAGGCAGAAUCAGCGCUCACAUCUUCGGCUGUCUUGUCCUGUACAUGCUCCCCGUCUUGAGAGAUCGGCAUGAAUUUGAGUCAUGUGACGUUACGCCGCGCACAGCUGCUGCUUGUAGUCCGUGUCGUGCUGGUGAUGGGAAAUAGAGCGUCUGUGACCUUGUGUGUUGUUGUCGAUCAUUGUGGCCAGUUUUCUGUCUUCGACUGAUGACCAUGUUUUGUGACACGUUCUCUUGACUUAUUAAGACGCACAGCAGAACACGUUGAAAUAGAUGAACCUCACUUGUUUGUCAUAUAUUUUUAUUUAUUUAUUUAUUCAUUUAAAUUAAAAAAAAUCAAGAUGCAUUUGUGACUAGUACCAAAAGUACCAUCAUUCAUUUAGUAUUUAUCUAAAAUUAAGUGUAUUACUAGAUGAGAUUUUUUAUUAACUCCAUCUCAUGCUACAUGAUGUUCACUGUUUAACUUUAUUUGCUGGUUCACAUCGACAUGUUCAUGUUAACAAACCUCAUAUGCUUCAAACAUAUUGGUCGUCACGACACGUUCAUGUCUAUUCAAUGCAACAGUUACUCAGUGGGGUAAAAUAACACUCAGAAACUGUUUAAAGUGAAUUGAAGCAAUUGAACUGACCUGGUGACUGCAAACUUUGGCUCGGUCGACCUUCAUCUGGUUUGAUUUUAAUGUUCUGUUGUAGGUUCCGGAGCGCUGACUAAGCGGAAUUAUAAAUUGUGUUUUAAAUAGAAAUGAGUGUGUUGAGGGUCCUACUACUUUAAAAGAGGUGUUAUAUAAGUACUUGGGUAUUUAUACAUGUUUUAAAAACAAUCAUAGUAAUACAUUUGUUUCAUGAAAUAUAUCAGAAUUUAAAUUCUAUUUUUGUGAUGAGUAUAUAGAUGCAGACGAUUGUCAUAGUGAGGGAAAUGUUUACAUCCUGGUCCAUGCCAGUCUCAUUGAACGCAGCCUGAUGGUUUCAUUGUCAAAUUUCUCUGCAGCACUGAGUCGGAUGAUCCGAACAGAAAGAAAGAAGUUAUUCCAACAUGACUCAUCUGCAUAUAAAUGAGCGGUGUUGUUGUUGUUGUUGUUGUUCCCCUCCAACUCUUGACUGGAGCAGUUUCCUGUGUGAGGUAAAAAAAAGAAUGAAACAAUGACGCGCUCUCACUUUUGUUAUAACUUCAAUUGACUUCCUGCGUAACGUCUAACUCGACUUGGUUUUGUGCUCAGCUCUUCCUCUCGGUGCUGGUCUCAUAACGUUCUACAUCAAGUGCUAUUUCUUCUGAAUCAUCUGUGGUGGAUAAAGGCAGAAAUAAACAUGCUGUGAAUUAAUGAUAAUAAAUCUUCCUCGGCUCCAGUUUCUAUUGAAUAUACAAUUUUGGUGUUUUGCUUUUCCUGAUGUUCAAAAGAGGUGAAUGUAAUUUGAUGCUGUCAAGAAGUGGAUUUUUUAUACUUUGGCCAUUUAUUUGAAUAUCUUUUCCAGUUUUUUUUUUUUUUUUCCACACAGUUUGAGAUUAUUCUGUAAUAUUUAUUUUGAAAUUACUUUUGAUGCUCACAUGAAGAGUACACCAAAUUAUCCAACCAAGAGUUUAAAAAGAGCAUCACAUCAAGCACCUGUCACGGACGAUUAAAAUUAAUAUUUGUUUUGCUUUUGUGAGAAAAUGAAAAAUAUUUUUCACUGCAUUAUUAAGUGUGUACAUUUACAAAAACAUAAAAAAAUAAAGAAAUGUGUUUUAUACUAGAGUAAAUGUAUUAUUUAAAAGAAAAAAAUCAUUUUGCAAAAGUGGGAUGUUUUCAUAAAUAUGAAAGCACCAAAGCUAUUACAAUUAUUAAUUCAUUUUGGGGCAAAUUUCAAAUCAAAAGGUGAUCAAAGGUGCGCAGAAACAGCCAAUAAGUCAUCGAGUACAAGAUGAACAUCAAGUCAGAUGCAGUUGUUUUGAAGUAACAACAGCGACGGUUGUAUUACUACAAGUUCAAUUCUAGAGUAGUGGAGAUGAAGUGCAGGCAGGGUGGCACAGGAGUGGAAGACUGGCAGGAUGCAGGAGGAAAUCACAAAAUGUAAAUAUCUGCAGAGUUUAACUCAUCUCUGCUCCAAAUAACGUCUGAGAUAUACGCCAUUCUUUUUAAAUAAAUGCACAACCAUGGCUCCAAGAUUACGGAGGACAGGAAUCCGAGGAUGCUAUUUAGGUUCAGCUGUCACCCGAACUCUGGCUUCAUGCUGCCUGAGAAUACAAAUAGGAUCAGUGCAGUGUAUGGAUGCACAAAGCAUUUUCAUGUGGAGAUGUUUGGUGCGAGCUGUAACAAGAGUGUCAACAGCAGCAGCAUUUGUCACGACCUGCUCCUGGUUCAGCUCCUCCGUCCCCUCUGUGACAAGCCUGACUCCCGAAUAGAUUUUUUUUUAUCUCAUCCAAGGAUCCAGAAAUGACACUGACUUCAGACUGUGACUCGGCAGAGCACGCCAGAGCUCAUUUGGCUGCGCUGACGUUUUCUAAUAUCCACAUUAAUGAAUCUUUCUCAGCUCGUUCCAAAUUGGCUGGUGAAGCUGUCUCUCUGGACUGAUUUGUGGUCAGUGGAAACACAACAACAAGCUGCGCGUGGGCAGCAGCCGAAUAUCUGUGAGGUGGGAUUGUUCAGCGUGUUGCUUGGGAAAAAAAAUAAAAAAAGAAAAGCUCAGAUUUGUUGAAGUUUGUGUGAUUAAGCCCUGGGAAAGUUGCUUAUGAUUCUCCCACCACUGGCCCACUUAGCUUCUACUUCUGUUCUCCACACAGUGUCAGAAGUGAGGGACUGACAAAAUGCAUAAAUAAGACAUGAGUCUGUGGGAACAAAUGAGACUGCAUCGGUGUGACAUGCAUCCAUUCUGUUCCGCACAUGUACAAUGUGGAAUAAAUGACGUUGGUACUGUGGUAUUUUCUAUCAUUUGGAUGUGACAUGUCUAGAAGUCGCCAGUCGGUUGGAGA
Messenger RNA from Synchiropus splendidus (mandarinfish), 9527 nucleotides. It is a transcript of the gene grm5b, whose product is annotated as glutamate receptor, metabotropic 5b. NCBI's taxonomy places the organism in Eukaryota, Metazoa, Chordata, Actinopteri, Syngnathiformes, Callionymidae. Gene Ontology annotation, biological process: G protein-coupled glutamate receptor signaling pathway; regulation of synaptic transmission, glutamatergic; trans-synaptic signaling by endocannabinoid, modulating synaptic transmission. The record is from RefSeq and is a predicted model, not a curated record. Gene Ontology annotation, molecular function: G protein-coupled receptor activity involved in regulation of postsynaptic membrane potential; adenylate cyclase inhibiting G protein-coupled glutamate receptor activity. Gene Ontology annotation, cellular component: postsynaptic density membrane. The transcript has 18 exons. Bases 410 to 4162 code for a protein of 1250 amino acids.